This is a messenger RNA of Lepidothrix coronata (blue-crowned manakin), 4695 nucleotides long. RefSeq names its product potassium voltage-gated channel subfamily A member 5-like. The transcript has 5 exons. Gene Ontology annotation, biological process: potassium ion transmembrane transport; protein homooligomerization. The record is from RefSeq and is a predicted model, not a curated record. Gene Ontology annotation, molecular function: protein binding; delayed rectifier potassium channel activity. Lineage: Eukaryota; Metazoa; Chordata; Aves; Passeriformes; Pipridae. Gene Ontology annotation, cellular component: membrane; voltage-gated potassium channel complex. The coding region runs from base 1 to 1908 and encodes 635 amino acids.
AUGGAGAUCGCGCUGGUGACUCUGGAGAACGGCGGCACCACGGCCAUCGCGGGUGGCGAGGAUGCCGCGGCCGCCGGCGGCCGGGCACGCUGGCGGGGCAACUUGCUACACAUCGCGGGCUCGCCGCAGCUGAGCGACGGCAAGGAGGGAGCCCCGCCGCCCGCGCCGCCGCCGAUGCCACCGCCGCCGGGGGACGAGGAGCCCGAGCGGCCCCCGCCGAGGGACGAGGAGCCCAAGCGGCCCCCGCCGAGUCCCCGCGGGAGCGGCCCCGAGGAGCGGCGGGCGGAGGGACGCGCCCCCCCCGCGCCGCCCCGGCCACCGCCCCGCGCCCCGCGCCCCGGCGCGGACGUGGGACCCCCGGAGGAAGGGGGACACCGCCGGGGCAUGGCCAUGGCAGCGGCGGGAGACGAGGAGGAGGAGGCGGCGGCGGCGGUGAACCCGGGCGCCAUGCACCACCAGCGGGUGCUGAUCAACAUCUCCGGGCUGCGCUUCGAGACCCAGCUGGGCACCCUCAAUCAGUUCCCCGACACGCUGCUGGGGGACCCGGACAAGCGCAUCCGCUACUUCGACCCGCUCCGCAACGAGUACUUCUUCGACCGCAACCGGCCCAGCUUUGACGGCAUCCUGUACUUCUACCAGUCCGGGGGAAAGCUCCGAAGGCCCGUCAAUGUCUCCAUCGAUGUCUUCGCCGACGAGAUCCGCUUCUACCAGCUGGGUGAGGAGGCCAUGGAGCGCUUCCGGGAGGACGAGGGCUUCAUCAAAGAGGAGGAGAAGCCCCUGCCCCGCAAUGAGUUCCAGCGCCAGGUCUGGCUCAUCUUUGAGUACCCCGAGAGCUCCAGCUCAGCCCGGGCCAUCGCCAUCGUCUCCGUGCUGGUCAUCCUCAUCUCCAUCAUCACCUUCUGCCUGGAGACCCUGCCCGAGUUCAGGGACGAGAGGGAGUUGCCUGUGCCCCUGCCCCCACAAGGUGGAGGUUUGAAUGGCACCACCGGGGACUCCCCACCCAUGCAGCCCCCCAGCAGCCUGGCUGACCCCUUCUUCAUCAUCGAGACCACUUGUGUGAUCUGGUUCACCUUCGAGCUCCUCGUGCGCUUCUUCGCCUGCCCCAGCAAGCCCGAGUUCUCCCGCAACAUCAUGAACAUCAUCGACAUCGUGGCCAUCAUCCCCUACUUCAUCACCCUGGGCACCGAGCUGGCCCACGAGCAGCAGCAGCCUGGGGCUGGCAGCAGCAAUGGGGGAGGGGGCCAGCAGCAAGCCAUGUCCCUGGCCAUCCUCAGGGUCAUCCGUCUGGUCAGAGUCUUCAGGAUCUUCAAGCUCUCCAGGCACUCCAAGGGGCUUCAGAUCUUGGGACAGACUUUGAAAGCCAGCAUGAGGGAGCUGGGCCUCCUCAUCUUCUUCCUCUUCAUCGGGGUGAUCCUCUUCUCCAGCGCUGUCUACUUUGCUGAGGCCGAUGACCCCGAGUCUCAUUUCUCCAGCAUCCCUGAUGCUUUCUGGUGGGCAGUGGUAACCAUGACUACUGUGGGCUACGGGGACAUGAGACCUGUCACUGUGGGGGGCAAGAUUGUGGGCUCCUUGUGUGCCAUUGCAGGUGUGCUCACCAUCGCCCUCCCUGUCCCUGUCAUUGUGUCCAACUUCAACUACUUCUACCACCGAGAGACUGAUCAUGAAGAGCAAUCUAUCCUCAAAGACGAGCACAGUAGUGCUCAGGGCAGCACAGCGGGGGCAGAUGCGAAGAGAAGACCCAGUACAAACUCUCUGAACAAAUCUGUUGUGCACUUGGAAAACAGUGAGGAGUUCAACAAUGGCACCAGCUCCAUAGAAAAAGCCACUAUCAAGGCGAAAAGCAAUGUAGAUCUCAGAAAAUCCCUCUAUGCUCUCUGUCUGGACACCAAUAGGGAAACAGACCUGUAAGGAGAGGAGAGAGUUAGAGUUCAGAGAUGUAGAAAGAUUUACUGGUGUCAGAAACUUGCUACUAUAAUUAUUCUUUUAGUACCAAUUAGUUUUUUAAGUCAGGCUGUAUUUUCUAAACUGAUCACUGUCCUGAGCAGUCCUCCAGGAAUACAUGUUUUUAUGUUCUUUUUCCAUGACACAAAGGGUCACCUAUUUUUAAAGUAGACUAAGAAUAAGCUACGCUCCAUGAUGCAGGAGCUGGUAAAUUAUGACAGUAAAAAAUCUAAUUUGUAGAAACUUACUGUAGCAAAUGGUGGUUGGUUUUAAAUGGGUAAUUUGUAACCAAUUCAGUUGCUCCAAGUUUAGUAUUAAAGAGUUGGGGGAGAUGUGUGCGUGGAGAAUGAAUGGACUGGGGGGGGAGGGAGGUUGAGGGCUUUUGUACUGUAGUUUCAAAUUGAAAUAAUUCCAAUAUAUUUUAUAUCUGUAUGAGUGUAUUUAUGGUUGAGAGGGGAUUUCUUAUUCCUGUGAAAUAUGACAUCAUUAAAGCACUAGGAACAUUAGCAGAUCAGCACUUUCAGAGUUUUCCACUUGUGAUCAAUACAGAUCUGGUUAUCCUGUAUGUGAAGUGAAUUUGGUGCUUUGAACCCUAUAGCAGAAAACUUCUGUUGUCUUGAUAUGUUAGUUUCUUGUGAGCCUUAAAUUAUUAAAUAUUGUAGAUAUACUUCUUUAUAAAUAAUUUUAUUACCUUCCUGUUUCAGAAUUUCUAAAUAAUUCAGUCAUGUGCUUACUGUCCCCACCCUGAAAGUAUGUGCAGCUUUUUUUUUUUGGUAGUUUUAGAGUUUUAUACCUUUGUUAUAUUUUUGAGACUGAAAGUAUCUUUUCCGUCUGCUGUUACUGGUUUCUAUCCAAGUGCACAACAGAUCAAAAGCAUGAGGGAGUGGACAGACAUAACAAGAAAGUAGAAUAUCAGUGCAAUAUCUGCAAAACUGUUUUCGUUGUAUGCUCCAGAUUACUUUGGCACGUGUAUCAGUCACCUUUAUGUAUGCACACACCACUUGUGUACACAGUUCACUGGUUUUAGUGAUAACAGACUGGGAAUGGAUGGCACUUGAGGAGUCUAAUGUGGCAAGCCGUGAUACUUCAAUAACCAUUGCGUGGCUUAUAUCUCAGACUGGGAUGGAGAGCAUCAUCUUUCAUCAGAACACAUCCUCGUUUGCUUUUUAUUUCCAAACAAAACCUUCUCAGUGCUGUGGAUUUUACAGUUAAGAUGACGUUGAAGGACGAGUGACACAUUCAUUGUCUUCAUCAGCGUGGUACAGUUUGCUAGUGAAGACUGACACGAAGUUGCUCCUUUAACUCAAAGAGCUGUGUUACCUUUUUUCUUGCAAAGGACAUCUCUGUUUCCCCCUCAAACUCCUGUUUUAUUGCUGAAGGAUGUUCCAUGCCUUUCCCACACACAGUGGCACAGCAAGACUAACAGAAAAAGAAGGCUUGGAUGUCAACACUCCAGGUUUCUUGUUUAUUUGUUUAUUUAGGUGGGAUGUGAUGCCAUAAUACGCUGAGAAGCUUCAACAAGACUGACAGGCAAAGUGUCCCGUGCAGCUGCACUCCAGUCUCAGGCAGAUCUCCUGUUUGCUUUGAUGGGAGUUUUUGCAUCAAAGGGAAGUGCAGAAUCAGCUCUCUGGGGAGGCUGAAUCUAAGAUGAAACAAAGAAGUGCUAUAAUUCCCUGUUGCACAUGCUGAGAUCUAGAUCACUGAAGAACUUAAAGCUUUUUGCUCAGAAUCCAUAUUAAAAAUCUUGUUUAAAGUGAGUAUGGGAAAUCCUCCAGCAGAUAAGGAUGAAACUUCCCAGGCAUAGGAUUAAGAUGGGAUGAGUUCAGAAGAGAAUAGUACACACAUGGCUUUGUAGUUUAACAGUGACAAAAGGAUGUAAAUAUACAAACUAGAAGAUGGGAUGGACACACAGCAACAGUUGUAGAAGCAGAGCUUCCCUGAUGGAUCAGGAGCGACCUGGAGCCCUGGCAGUAGCGGUGUUCUCCAGAUGGCUUUUCCACGGCAUCGUCUUCCGUAACACACCAGUGAGCCACGAGACUGAGAUGGAAAUUCCAGUGUGGGGAGGGUGUGAGUCAUGAGAUGAUCCUGACCAUUAGGAAGACACUGCUGCAGAGUCUGAAACCCAACCCAUCUAUCUAUUCCUUAUUCUCAAGAAACCUUGGGUUAGAAGUUGCCGAAAAAUUUCCUUCUGGAUAAAUAACUGUGAUGUCCCCACCAAGCACACGCUCUCAGUGAGUUGGAUUUCUUCACUGGGAUUGUUGAAACACUGUCCUGCUUGGAGGUCUCUCUUGUAGAGGAAUUGUUCAACUCCACAAAAGGAGUGAUAAAAGUUAAAAUGCUUUGCAUUCACUCCCCGGCACAAGACUUUAUUAUUUGAGAUUCUGUUUGGAAAUAAAUGAGUUCUUGUCAUAAAUUGGGCAUCUUCUACCAUGGUUCUUACAUAUCGAAAUUUCUCAUUGUUCUGGAAGAAGAUUCGAGUGUUUGUUCUCUUUCUUUUCUUGCCAUUCAUCUUUGUUUAUUUAUUUUGUAUUCUUGAGAUGUGCUUCAUCUCUGGAGUUUGUAUUUCUACUUUUAGCGUAAAAAUGCUGUACAUACAAGUCUAGAAUGCAUCUGAAGAUUAGUCUAAUUUUUCACGUGACUUCGACUUGAACAUUUUUCUGUUUCUGUUUAUAUUGCUAUUUCAAAUAUGUGCAUUACCUGUAUUCUUUAUGCCUUUUCCCUGUCUAUCACUCAAUAAAAUAAUGUCCCCAUUCU